Hydractinia symbiolongicarpus is the source of this 10210-nucleotide messenger RNA. RefSeq lists its product as uncharacterized. NCBI's taxonomy places the organism in Eukaryota, Metazoa, Cnidaria, Hydrozoa, Anthoathecata, Hydractiniidae. Bases 1204 to 9519 code for a protein of 2771 amino acids. Gene Ontology annotation, molecular function: protein binding. The transcript has 38 exons. The record is from RefSeq and is a predicted model, not a curated record.
AAUCUGAAGGAGGGACGUUUGAUUCGGAAAUUGGGCGGGAGGUGAAGUGCCUAAUAAAGGGCUGAAGUGCGCACAAACUCACACCACGAACACGGGCAUCAGCAGCACAUAUCCAAGAGGUCUGGACACUAUAUCAUAACGGUUAUCGAUUUCUCUGUACCGAUUUCGAAUCCGAUUUUGAAAGUGAAAGUGAAUACUUCGCCCAGACAUUUUAAGCAGAGCAAAGCAGUCAUCUUUGUAAGAAGACCUUUAUUUACCUUCUUCCUCGAAAUCUGUUCAUGGCAAUCAAAGGUCGGAGAUGAUGCUGGAAUGUUUUGAUGAAAACCUUUCACUGCAGGCAUCACAAAUGUUAAAAGUAAAAGCCAAGAAAAUUAAUUCAAAACCAUAUUUCCAAUCUGUGUGGGAAAAAUGUUAUCUUGAAAGAACUUCAUAACAUGAGCUAAAAAAACAACGAGAGUGGCCGAAAUAAUGUACAACAGCUACUCGAAGAAAUGAAAAGUGUGCCAGGUAAAUUUGAAUGAAAGGGCAACUGUGGUAGCUGGAGACAUAAUCUUAAUUUCAAUUGUCACAGCCACGAAACAAUUAAAAAACAUCAUCUGGCACAUUACUUUCAUAGUGGAGCGUUUACUGAAUCACAAUUAGACACAUGCAUGAAGUGGCUGUGUUUUUCAUUCCCGACAUUAACGCUGAACUAUUUGACAAAGGGAAUUCAACAUGUCAAAAAGUACCACACUGUUUACUUUAUGGAUCUCUGGUAUUUGUCACAUAAAAUUAUGAUUGCGUUGGUAAUUAAGUUGUUCAUGACAGAACUUUCUUGUUCUGAUGUCACAGAGUGCAAUAAAGGUGGAGUACUUGAGGUUGUUUAUUGCACACAUCAAAAGGAACAGUUAGUGAUUUGAACUGUUAAUUUUUAUCGUAAUGACGUAGCAUGGUGCCAGACUGGGUGUGUCUUAACAGUUAAAAAGCUUUGGUUCAAAAGUGAAGAAAUAAUUUAUGAUGCAUAUAUAAAGCAGAUUAAAGAAUGACGUCAAAAUUUUGCUUAAACAUUAUUCUAAGAAAAUAUCCAACAUGUGUCAAAGCAUGUUAUUUAAUUGGAUCACCCAUCAGAAGAGAAAAUUACUAUAGUUUCAAUAACAGUGAUCAACAGUGAAGAAGAAUAUUUUUAAAUUUUAAAUUUUUACAGUGUCUAUGAGAAAAAACUAAAUGAGCCGAUACAAAAGUUAUUAUGACAUCAUGUAUAUCCUGCUCGGUGUUGUGCUUCUUUCAACAAUAUUUGCACAAGGCUUGCAGGUAAACAAUCGAGAAACUGAAGUAUUUAUUGAAGGUGAAUUUAAACAAUUGUCCUGGUCAUUUAGUGAAGAUGUAACUGUAAAGUAUUAUUAUAAUGGAAGCGUUUCAAAUUUUAACAAUAACAUCGAGUCAAAGUACAGUCAGAGACGUGCUCGAUUAAUUUUUUCUAAUGUGGAACUUUCACAAGCUGGAAUAUACACAUGUGUUGGGACAAGCAAACGCACUCAAGAAUCUGUGAAUGGAAGUAUUUCACUUACUGUUAAGAAAAGUAUCCCGCCAAAUGUAACCAGUGUCUUUGAAGGAAUUACUAUAAAAGCAGGAAAGAGUCAAGUGUUCGAAUGCAUUGCUACAUCAUUACCACCUGUAAUAACAUAUCAAUGGAACAUAGGACAUAUUCAAGUGAGAAAUGAACCACGUUUCACUGAAGUCAAUGGUGCAGUCUUUAAAAUACUAAAUAUGACAAAGAGUAUGGAAGGCAAUUAUUCCUGUACAGCAGAAAACUCUAUCUAUCAGUUAGGUCAUUCCAACACUUUCAGGAUAACAUUUAAAGAAGAUAUUGUGGGGCCAAUUCACAAUUUAAUGUCUAUGGCUGUUGUGGGUUUUGAAUCUAGCCAACAUUUAUUGAAUUGGUCAGUUCCAAUGGAUCUAAAUGAAAACCUGGAAAGUGAAUUACAAUAUUCAGUUCGAUAUUGUAAUGCUAGUUAUUGUGAAAACAAAGUUACAGAUGUUACUGAGAUGCUUUUGAUGGAUUUGCAACCAGAUAUGGAAUAUAAUUUUACUGUUGCUGCUCUUGAUAAAAAUCUAAAGGCUGGGCAUUCUGUUUCUGAUACAUUUAAAACCUUAUUGUGCACUAGCAUGCAAUUGAAAUGUCAAAGUAAUGAUAUGUGUUUUCCACGAAAUGCAUCCUGUAAUGGAGUUGUUGACUGUCUAGAUCAAUCUGACGAAAUGUCUCUGUUUGGAUGCAAGCCACCCAUGGGUGCUGUGAAUAUUUCAAUUGAAACACAAUCUGCCACAAGUAUACGUGUGAAAUUUACAAAAUUACCGUCAACAGAGCAUGUUACAAAGUAUGAUUUAGUUCUCAGUGAUGGAACAACCAAAAGGGAAAAAAAUAUUUCUGAAUCAGAAAUACCAAGUGUUGAUUUUUCCUCUCUUCAAUCUUUCACCAUGUACACUAUUUCCAUUACACCAGUAAAUCUGGCUGGUCGUGGUAAUUCAAGCUAUAUAAAUGCAACUACGUUAUUGGCUGAACCUGACCAGAUAAGAAAUCUGAAGACUUUGUUUCCGGGUCGUAAUUUUAUUACGAUAACAUGGACUCCUUCAAAUGGAAAGUUGAUUCGAAAGCAGAUCAUUGAAGUAAAACCAGCAAGUACCAAUAAUGUAACCAGAAUCGAAGUUAUGAGUAAUGUUUCAAGAUACCGGAUAUUUCCUUUAAUUCCAGACACAGCAUAUCAAAUUGAAGUUUUUGCUGUAAAUGACGCAGGAAGGGGACCACCUCGUACAUUAAACUUUCAGAAAACAAGCAAAAAUGUUUGUCCUGGAUCAGACUGGUACCACAUACCUGGACCUCCCAGUGGAAUUUGUCUUUAUGUUGGUAACAAUCAAGGUAAUGGAGUCACAAAGACACAAGCAGAACAUAAUUGUAUGGAGCUGACUAACUCCACAGUUGCACAAUUGACUGUCCUAGAGAUUCCUAUUUUCAAUAAUAUACUCAGAGAAAGGACUAUGAAAAAAGCAUAUAUUGGUUUAACAUAUCAAGGAAAUGAAUUUGUUUGGGAUAAUGGCAGCCCCUAUAGAUUACAACCAGUUUUUCCUUUGACCUUUGAAGCAAACAAAGCAUGUGUAGUUUUUGAAAGCAAGCAAUUACCCCCGCGAUUACUACCUGUCGAUUGUGCAUGUGGUACAAAGGAUAGUUGUAAUGGCAAUGCAUAUGGUUAUGUAUGUAAGAGAAACGAAGAACCAUUUAAAAUUAAAUUGGUCACCCGAGGAUGGAAUGCAUUGACCAUUGAAUGGCCAAUAACAAGUCUUGAUGGAGUGCGACCAUUUCAAGUGUCAGUAAAUGGUGUGAUAAUAAAAAAUGUAGCAGAAAACAUGGCAAAUGUUACUGGCUUAGAUGAAAAUACAACGUAUGCUAUUCAAGUUCGGGAAAAUUUUAUGGGCUUUGGACCUUGGUUUGAAACAGCGAUGCUGAAAACCAGGACAUUUGUCACACCAAGCAUGCCACAGAAUAUUAGCAUUAUGGUCACAUACAUGAAUAAUAUAAGUACUGUUAAAAUAUCGUGGCAACUCGGAAUGUUAGGUGACAGUCAAAAAGAGAAUGUGUACUUACUUGUCAAUGUAACAACAGUGGCAGGAGACGCUGUCAGAAGUUUAAAGACAAUGAAGAAUCCUGUAGUCUUGUCAGAUAUGAUGUUACGAAAAAAUUAUUCCUACAAUUUGCAAUUUUUUGACAAUGUCGAAAAACGAUACAGUGAUGUUGUAAUGGGGCAAUUUGAAAUUAGAGAAGGAGAAAAAAUUGGUCCUGUUAUGAACCUUACCCAUUUUGUUGUUCUAAGUUAUGAGUCGGAACAUCAGAAGUUAUCUUGGUCUCCUCCUAACAAAUCAAGUACCAUGUUUCAGUACAAGGUUACCUAUUGUAUUUACAAAAAUGUUACAACAAACAUGUAUUGUGAAGAUGUAAUAACCAACAAAACAAUGAUUACUCUUACUAACCUGACGAGCUCAACAAAGUAUGUUUAUUAUGUCGAAGCCAUGACAAUGGAGGGAUCUGUUAGCGAAAAAGCAACCGGAAGCUUCACAACAUUGCUGUGUAACUCGAAUGAAUUUAAAUGCAACACUGGAAAGACAUGUAUUUCUAGGGAAAAACUUUGCGAUCGUGUCUCAGAUUGUCUUGAUAGUUUCGAUGAAAUGUAUAUGUACGCGAAAUGCAAUCACACAAGUGCUGUGCAGAAUUUGACAACAUCACCAAUAUUAAACAUGGAAUCAACUGCGCAACACAUCAUGUGGAAUGCACCUAUUAUCCUAAACAAAAACAGCAUCUUAACUUUGACAUUUUUCGUGAGAUAUUGUGAAAUCAACAUGACACAGAUGAUGCGCUGUCAAAAUGUUUCAGUGGUUGGCAAGACAGAAGUUAAUGUUACUGGAUUAACACCUGGAAGAAUGUAUUGGUAUUCUGUAAAAGUUGUUACACCAAGGAAUGAAAGUAGUGUUGCUGCAAAUUCUUCAUUUUCAACACUUCUGUGCAAUUCCCUGCAAUGGCAAUGUACAAGUGGUAGUGUGAGCUGUGUGGCAAAAAAUCAACUUUGCAAUAAGAAUCUCGAUUGCCAAGAUGGUUCCGAUGAAAUGGAGAUGGCGAAUUGUAAAAAACCAAUGCCAAUUAAUUUUAUGUUGAUGCCAUUUUCGGAAUCAAUCUAUGUAUCGUGGGAUGCGCCAGCCCAAAACGAACGUAUCACAGGAUAUGGUUUGAUGUAUACUGAUGGAAACAUGACAAGUAAUGUCAGUGUGCCAUAUAACUACACCAGUCAUACAAUAAGAGGUUUGAAACGAAAUACAACAUAUCAUGUGACAUUGUAUGCAAUGAAUCCAUCAGGUCAAAGCAAUACGACAACAAAAUAUAAAACAACAAAAUUCUGUAAUGAUACAGAGUUUCAGUGUAUGGACUUCAGUUGUCUUGCACUUAACAAGACAUGCAAUAAAGUUGCUGACUGUGCAAAGAAUGAAGAUGAACUCCAUAGUGUUGCAAAUUGUUCGCUACCCGCUCCAUUGCAAUUUACAAUCCAACCUGCCUAUGAUGGAUUUGACUUGAUGAUUGUAAAGCCCACUGAAGAUGUUUUAAGAGUGAAACUGAUAAUCUAUGGUGUAAUGAUGGAAUUAGUUAGUCUAAAUAUGAAUGAGUUAAAUACAACCAUUUCAAGACGUAAUUCAAGCCUGUUUCUUCCUGGAAUGAUGUAUUCUAUUCAAGCAAGAUCUAUUAGUCUUGCUGGUAAUGGUUCCAGUACGAAGAUGAAUUUUACAACUCUUGGGCCAAUUGUUAAGAAAGUCGUUUCAUUCGUUGGCUCAACGUUGCAAUCCAUAGUUAUUAAACUUGAAGGAACUGCUGGCGCUAGCUCAACAUUGGUAUCCUAUCAAAUCGAAAUUUUAAAUGGAUCAACUAAAACUAUUUUAAAUGUAAGUGCAGUGGGUAUAAGUGAGUAUGAGAUAAGGAAUUUAAAUCACAGUACGACGUACAAGAUUCGAUAUCGUGCUGAAGAUGGCGAUGGAUAUAGUGUAUACAGCGAUUUUGGAGAAUAUGCAACGCAAAGAUUAGAAAAACCUCCACCUGUGACAGGAUUAAAAUUAGGAAGAAUUAGUUGGAAUUUUUUUGAUAUUUCAUGGAUUCUGUCUACUGGCGAUCUGAUUCAAAAGCAGAUCAUUUAUUAUAGCGAUGAGUUUAACCAAACUGUUUCAAUCGAAUUGAACAAAAAUGUCACCAGUUAUCGUUUGCACUCUUUGAAGCAAAACACAACAUAUUUUGUUGAACUUGUAGCUGUGAAUGAUGCAGGUCGGAGUAUCAAAGAAAAUCUAGGGUUAACAACUACAGAUCCCAAUUUAUGCCCUGGCUUUGAUUGGAAAUAUUUUAAUCAAAGUUGUUAUCAUGUGGAUGAUAAUUCUGGAAAAGGAGCAUCGUAUGCGAUGGCGAGGCAGUACUGUAUGAUGUUAAAUACCACGUUAGCUUCAAUAACCACUCCUAAAACCAUCGUCACCCUUCAGAUAUUUAUGUCAAUAUUAUUCAAAGAUCGAAGUCUCUACAUUGGUUUAACUCAAAAUGGCAGUACCUUCGCAUGGGAGGAUGGAAGCACUAAUUUCAACGCUGUUUUUUCCUCUAAUCUAACUUCACCUUCCAACGGUUCGAGGUGUGGCACCCUACAUCAGACAAAUAUAAAAACAUUUAGCGAUGUAACCAUGGUGGAUUGCGCUUGUGGUGAAAUAACCCAAUGUGAUAAAAUGGUUUAUGGAUUUGCUUGCGGAAGAAAAGAUGUGGCAUUGAAGCCAGUACAAAUUUCACUAGAGGGUGUUGGAUGGAAUAGCUUGAAUAUAUCGUGGCCGAAAACCAAUGUGUUAAAUAAUCGACCUUUUGAAGUAGAAGUUAAUGGGAGGUCAUUUAAUGUGAUAGGAGCUUCGACACCACUACUUGGCUUGAUGGAGCAAACUAAUUAUUCUGUGAGAGUGCGAGAAAUUUUUAAUGGGCUUUCACCCUGGUCGGAAAUUGCUCAAUUUGGCACGCGAAGUUUUGUUUUUCCUGAUGCACCCACUAAUAGUACGGCUGAGCUGGUCCAAUUUAAAGAAUCUUCCAUGGUAAAAGUCUCCUGGAUGAAGGGUGCUCUUGGGGAUUCUGAGAUUUUAUAUGCGGAGGUCAAUAUAACUGAAACGGAGAGCAAAAAACACGUGGUUUCCAAGAAGACACAUUUGACAAUGUUGAGUAUUCCGAAGCUGACACCGAACACUAACUAUACUUAUAUCAUACAAUUUCAUGAUACGAUUAAUAAUAGAAGAAGUGGAGCUGUUAAUGGUACAUUCAAGACGAAUGAAAAAGAUAACUGUAGAGAAACUGAAUUCUUCUGUGUUGGAAGCACACACUGCGUGAAUAAAUCACUUAGAUGUGAUAACAUAUUACAUUGUAUGAAUGGUGCUGAUGAAUUACUUGUUGCGAAUUGCGAAGUCCCUGCUAAGGUCAACAUCACCAAUGUUGUAGCUGGUUUUGACUUCAUCGUCAUUACCUGGUUAGAUCGCACAACGGCAGAUAGAAUACGCAAUUACACUUUACAGUUAGAUAAUGAAACAAUGAUAACAGUUUCCAAUGUCACCAUGUAUCGCUUCAGUAACCUGAUGAAUGCUACUACUUAUAAUGUAUCCAUAACAGCCACCAAUCCAACUGGAGUCAGUAUGGCGACGUAUGAACGUGCUACCACAGCUGGUUCGCGAGAACGAACGGGCCCAGUCUCCAUGUUGGAUAAUACACCCGCGCUUAAAUACGAAGACACGCGAAGAGCAAUUUCCUGGAAAUUACCCACAAUGCUCAACAACAACGACGAAAACCAACUGACUUACAUAGUGAAGUGGUGCAGAUACAUAAACUACACACUAUGUCAGAUGAGAAACACAACAAACCUUGAAUUGACUAUUAAAGGGCUGAUGCCAAAUACGUCUUAUUGGUUUAACGUGAUCGUACACAACGAAUAUAUGUUGCUUAGCGAUGCUGUUAAUGGGAUGUUCAACACGAGUCUGUGUCCGUCAACACAAUGGAGUUGCGCAUCCAUGAUGCAAUGCGUGAACCUAACGCUUCUUUGUAAUGGACAAUUCGAUUGCUCUGAUGGUUCUGAUGAAAAAAGUGUGGCAAACUGCAAACCACCAUCUAAAGUAAUGCUGACUCAGCAACUCGAUGGUUCAAACUUUUUGUGGAUAUCAUACAAACGAUUAAACAUGUCUGAAAGAGUGACGUCAUAUAUGUUUGUUUUGCGUGCGCCAAAUAAUACAGUCAUUUAUAACGAAACAUUCAUUCCGACGAUGAAGGAUAACCGUGUGGAGAUAUUGGGAUUGGAAGAACAAACAUAUUACAACGCAAGCAUUACUGUAGCUAAUCCAACUGGCGAAACGACAAGCACAGCAAAGUUUCAAACCGUUAACAUCAGCAUGCCUGGACUAGUUCGAAAUAUAACAAGCAAGGCAACUCGUUAUAAAGAAUCUUCCUCUGUCAUGCUCAAUUGGGAGCGUCCAAUCAACACUGGCGGAAGACUACCAUCUUUGCUCAAUUACCACACAAUUUAUUGCCCAUAUGCAUCAAAACAGGACGCAUCCAAGUGCUUAAUGAAAAAUAUUUCAAUGGGAGUUACGUCAUUGGUGUUGGAAGGCUUACAGCCUAACACAAAGUAUAUGAUCAAUAUAUCGGUGUGCGGUGGCCCCACCUACUAUGGUGACGCAAUUAGCUUUAUGUUCACCACUUUAGAAAGAGACACAUGUCAUUCUGGACAGCAUCGUUGUCCUGUCAUUUGCGUGGAUCAAAGUAGAGUUUGUGAUAACAUCAUAGAUUGUAGUGAUAAUAGCGAUGAAAGUAAAGUGGCCAAUUGCGUUGUCCCAAUGGCUGUUUCAAACAUCGCCCUUUCGCAGAGUCGAUCGUUUUGGAAUGCUUUAUUUAUUUCUUGGGCAAAUCCGGGUCUACCUCAAUCAGAUGAGGUUAACUCUGUGGUACUGCCAUCAGUUUUCACAUACGCAGCUGAAAUCGUUUGUAACAACACUCAAACGAAAAGGGUAGAGGGCAUCAACAAAACGAACGUGUUCUUUGACGACCUCCCCGCGACAAUUUCAACGCCUGUCAACUGUACAGUAUCUGUUGCCGCACAGAAUUUGAUUGGUUUGGGACCAGUGGCGAGCGUGACAAUAACAACGCCUAUAAUAGGUCUUCCAAGUCAAGUGACCUCGUUGAGAGAAGCUCCAGUGUUUGGCUGGGAAAAGACACAACGAAAGUUAACCUGGAAGACCCCAUCUGAUCUUGGCAAUGCGCGUGCCUCCGAAAUAACAUAUAGCGUCUAUUGGUGUGCGUCCGUCGAUAACGCGGUGACAAAUUGCAGUAAAGCUGUCCCGGUAAAUGGUACCAGCUUCAUCAUCACCAACUUAACAGCCAACGUAGAGUACCAAUAUUUUGUCUAUCCUGUCAAUUUGCGUGGACUCAACGGAAGUUUUUCAUCGUCGGCUGCGUUCACAACAAACACUACUGACUCGCUUCCAUCAGCUCCAGUUGAUCUCAACGCUAAACAACAUUCGAACGACCCAGAAGAAAUGGUUGUGUUAGCCUGGAAACCACCCCAGAUACUACCAGGUCUUAACGCUGACAUGGUCACCUACAAGAUUCUUUAUUGUAAGGCUGAAUUGACGUGUACGGAUUUUGUAACAGUCAAAAAGACAGAGCAUACAAUAGGGAACCUCGAUGAUGAUACCAAGUACCGCUUUGAGGUGUCCGCGCUCAAUGGAAGAGGAGACGGCCAGGGUCCACCUGCUUCAGUUGAGAUUACCACUCAAAAAGCGAAUCUUGAGAAUUGGAAGGUUGUUUUAAUUGUGCUCGGAGCUUUAGUGUUGAUAUUGCUUUGCAUAAUUGCGGUUUGUUAUUGGCAUCGGUCCAGUUCCAAAACUAAAGCGAGCUACAAUACGCACAACGAGAGCCAAACAAACAAAGGUUACGAUGAAGAGAACUCUGUGUAAAUAUUAUUAUAACUUGUUUUAAAAUUUAAAAUCUCUUUAGCAUAAAAAACAAAAACAAAAGGGUGUGCUUACUGAAAGUCCUCAUAGCUAGCAUCAGCUCUAUUUAGUUUCAUAACUACUAGGAACGUUUAACCUCUGUCAGUUUUACGCGAACCUCUUACUUAUAAUGUAAAUAUUUUCUUUUUUGAACUUGUAAAGAUUGUUCUUUUCAUAUGACACACCCUUUGGAACACCAAUGUUGAAAAUAGCUUGGAUAAAAACUGAAAAUCAAUAGGCGUCCAGGACGCGUGCGUGUUCGAAUAAUUUCGUUGCGUUUUUUAUUUUACUGUUUGUAAUUGUAGCUGAUAUGAUUGUUAAGUGUGUUUUGAUAAUAAUUUCCUUUUUUUUAUUGCAUUGUAAUUAUUUUCUUGGGAGCGGCGUCAAUGCUUUGAAAAUUAUUUUUAAUGACCAUAUUUGGACAGUGAAAGAGCACAUGUGUUUUAAGAAUAAGAAUGUGGUUUAUGAAAAAAUAUCACGCUGCUGUUUCAUGUUAGAAACAAAUGGUCUGUUGUUUGGAACCAUAGAGAAAUAAGAAAAAUGACCUGCCAGGUUUGAAUUUUUGUAUUCUUGUAAAAAAAACAUGUGUCGGUAAGAAUUAAAUUUUACGUUUGUAUUUUUUAUAAAAUAUAGAAAUAAAAAGUUAAACAUUUAA